This is a messenger RNA of Macadamia integrifolia, 630 nucleotides long. RefSeq lists its product as uncharacterized. The record is from RefSeq and is a predicted model, not a curated record. The transcript has a single exon. Lineage: Eukaryota; Viridiplantae; Streptophyta; Magnoliopsida; Proteales; Proteaceae. Bases 1 to 630 code for a protein of 209 amino acids.
AUGGGCAUUGGAUCAGAUCCCAUUCGACCUCCGACUUGGAUAAAGGAAGUGGAGAUGAUAUUUGAGCUACUUGAUAUCACAGACCUACAGAAGGUGGCUUGUGCUACCUUUAUGUUGAGGGGUGAGGCAGCAUAUUGGUGGAAUUCUACCCGUCAUACUCUUGAGGAAGGUCCACAACUAUUGACUUGGGUUAGAUUCAUAGGUGCCUUUUUGGACCAAUACUUUCCAAUUGAUUUGUGGCAGAAGAAGGAAUGUGAGCUUCUUCAACUGAAGCAGGGUUCUAACCCAUUAUCUGAGUAUGUUCAAAAAUUUCAGGAGCUUUCGAUAUUUGCUCCUCAUGUCGUGGAUACAGAUGAACGUAAGGCUCGACAGUUUGAGAGGGGGUUAAGUCCCCACAUCCAGGAUAGCAUUAUCAUUUUGAAAUUAUCUACCUACAAAGAUAUGCUCGAACGGGCUAGGAUGUUUGCUGGGUGUGGUACAGGAUCACCUCCUAUUGAGGAUAGAAGUCAUGGGAAACGUCCACAAGCUCCAUUUGAUGCUCGAUCUACUCAUUCCCAAAAACAACAGAGAUCUAAAGAUGACCAACAAGCUUCUAUGGUUGUUUAUCCCAAGUGUGGGAAGUCACAUUGA